Penicillium chermesinum is the source of this 606-nucleotide messenger RNA. RefSeq lists its product as uncharacterized. Bases 1 to 606 code for a protein of 201 amino acids. The transcript has a single exon. NCBI's taxonomy places the organism in Eukaryota, Fungi, Ascomycota, Eurotiomycetes, Eurotiales, Aspergillaceae. The record is from RefSeq and is a predicted model, not a curated record.
AUGUCUCAUGAAAACGGCCUAUUUCCCGUCUGGUGCGACGACUUUCGACCUCAGAAUAUAUUGAUCAACAAAGAUGAAAGGGUCGCUGGGGUAGUGGGCUGGGAGUUUACCUAUACCGCGCCCGUUGAGGUCACUCGUACUCCACCCUGGUGGCUUCUUCUCGAAAAGCCGGAAUAUUGGACCCAAGGCCUUGAUGACUGGUGUGCCCAGCAUGAGAAACGGCUUCCGGUAAUCCUUCAGGCAAUAAUGAAGUGCGAAGAGGAGGCAUGCCAGACUGGGAAUGGACAGCUCCAAGAAAGCCAGCGACUCUCGAGUCAGAUGCGACGUAGUUGGGAGAGCGCAGAUUUUUGGAUCAUGUAUGCUGCAAGGAACAACUUUGCCUUUGAUGCCAUCUACUGGAACAAGAUCGAUCAACGAUUCUUCGGGUCUAGUGGAUCUGACAACAAUAUAUGCGAUGUAUGGAAAAGACUUGGUCUCCUGGAACCCGAAGAAUCAGAAGUCAUGGAAAAGUAUUCGAGUUUGAAGCUUCAGGAGAAUAAGACAAGGGUUCUGUCUUGGGGCCCUGAUGAAUACACCGCAGAAUAUAUGGCCAAGAUGAAAGCUUGA